AUGUGCGAUCCGUGUCGAUUUUUAAGGAGGUGCAUGAGCUGCCAUGGCGUUUGCUGUCCUCGGCCAAGUUGCUGUGAGCGAUCAUGCUCCCUGAAUAUGAGGAAUUGUCGCGUCGUGUUUCCUGGGGAGUACCAAAAGUUCUCGGACAUGGUGACACCCAGUUUUCUUCUGAAGUCGCCAAAGAGCCCGAAAAAAAGGAAACGCUCGAAAAGUUGCUCAGCCUGUGAGGACAGAUGUAAGGAUAUGUGUUCGAACAUCGAUACAUGUGCGGAGGGAUGUGAGGAAGGGAAUGGGAAUAACCAGCAGAAUCCUGAAGAUUGCGAACCAAACGAUGUGGCUAGGACUGGAGCAUAUGGACCUGGAAUGCAAAGCUUUCCAGGAACAGGCUUUGGCUUCCAGCCGGGACAACCUACUAUUAUUCCGUGUUAUGGAACCUACGGACCGACCGGAAAUGCAAUGAUUUUUGGUAUUCCGCCACCUACCCAAUAUGGAAACUUUGGUGUCCCUGGUCCCAUGGUUUUACCAGUGGCUCAACCAACCUCGGUAGGUCAGGGAGAUCCAAGAUGUGCUCCAGCGGCCGGUCUACCUACACAGUACGCAAAUAGGUUUAAUCCCUGUACCGGAGAAGUUUACCAAUGCGGAGAUCAGCAAAUGCCAAUUAGAAGACCACCAGGAACGGGACAAGUACCUGCCAAUAAUCAAUUUAUUCAGGGUACAGGCAUGGGUUUUGCCACCAAUAAUCAAUAUAAUCCGUAUAAUGUGGCCCAAGGAACAUUCCAACCACAUCCAAUAGAUCAAAGGCCAGUCACUCAAAAUAGUUCCUCAGCGGGAAAAUCACCAGCUUAUAGCAGCAAAAAUCAAGCCACGCACUGUGAGCCCAACAAUCGAACUUAUACCAAUAAUGCUCCCCAAUCAAGGAGUCAAGUGCGUUCAGGUGUUCCCCGAGCUGAAGUCGUAAGCCAGCAGAGUCAAUUCACAUAUUCAAGGCCAGUUCCCCAAUUGCAGCCUCAACUGGCGACUGGCCCCAGAUCCAAGUCGCUAAAUCAGCGAAGCCCAUCCAGGGGAGAUCAUUCAGGCAGAGCUCCAAAUCAAGCCAAUAAUUCUCCUGAAAAUGUUCAGGUUAGUCCAAGGGCUCAGAGGUCCAAGUCGCUCAAUCACCGCAGCGAGUCGAGAGAAGGUCGUUCGGGUAAACCAAAUGCUGGUAGAACCCCAUCCUCCCCCCAUCAUUCUAAAAAUGGUGGAGAAAGAAAUAUAAAUUCUAGGUCCAUGCCCAAGUCAAUGGCAUCCGCGGGUGAAGUGCGUGCACGUGACAACAGAUCGCACGACUCCAGGAAUCGAAAUAAAUCCGUAGGAGCACCUUCCAACAGACCACCUGUGCCUUAUGGCCAACAGAAUGUGGGCAUGGGCAUCGACCCCUCCAAUCAGUAUUAUCCUUACAAUGAUUGUGCUCCACUUAAUGCCACAUUUGUCCAAGACUUUAAUGCCUUUCAUGGUCAGCCAGCUCAGGAUGUGAAUAGACCGCAAUCCGCGAGAGCACCCCACUUAUCAAAGGAAGGACCCAAAAAGGAUAGAAAUUCGAACAAAGUUCCGUCAAGCUCAAAGGCAGCCAAUGAGAAAUCCAUUAAAUGCUAUUGCACUCGGUUUGAUCCCAACAAUCAAUAUUAUCCUUACUACAUUUCCGAGGAAUCUGAUUGCUCGCUGGGUGAAAACGCAAGAUCUGGAAAAAAGCAGACGCAGGAGAAGACCUGCUCGGAGCUCCUCAGCCGCAUCACCGAGUCCUGUCCUCCGUGUGAUCUGCAGAAGUGGUGUCACCUCCUGAUGCCGAAGGACAAGGGCAAAAAAUCGAAGCCGCCUGCCAAGAAGAGUAUAAAAACGAAUGACUCAAGGGCCAAGAGCAAGAUGAGCGAGCACAGCGGCAAGCAAAUAGAAGAUACUAGGACAUAUCCCGAAACAUCAGCACACGAAUCUCCGGUAGAGGAUGAUGCCGACUGCCCCAACUGUAACUGCAAGAAACCAUGCCCGUCGCCUCCGACAAAACCAGAAAUGCGCAGCUGCAGCUGCUCCGCCAAUUUGCCUGAGGAAAACGAACCCCCACCAGCAGCUGCUCCUGCUCCAGCUGCAGUAAAUACCGGUUGCAUGCCCUGCUCGAACCAAUGCCCUUGGUCCUGGUACUACAAUCCCUGCACCGGCUGCUACUACUACUGCGCGAAUUGCUGCAAUGGCUGUCGUAAUUGCUGCAAUUACUGCUGUAGUCCGGGCGGUCGCUGUUGCAGCAACUCCGCUGCUGCUCAGCUGGAGAAGAUCCCUCCGAAGCCGAAGCAAAAGGAAAAGCCACCAACAACGUCCACCAGCACGCGGAAUUCCGGCGGCGCAACUGUGACUCCGGGGAGCUGUGAGCCGCCUCCUUCCUUUGCACCCUGGCACCUUCCAACGCAAACGAUUUCAACCAUGCCAGGCUAUUGUCCGACUGCCUCGCCGCACUUCAGCUCCCCAUACAGUGGGCGGUGGGAGGCUGGCGGCGUCGACAUUCAUCGGAACAAUCACCGGAAUAGCCAAGGUCCUUGCCGCAUCAACUGCGUGCGCCAUGUCUAAAUUACACGUUGAAUAUUUUUUACAUUUUCACACAAGCCUAUCUAUAAUUAAAGAUUUCUAAAAUGUA
Molecule: messenger RNA, 2659 nt
Organism: Drosophila erecta
Lineage: Eukaryota; Metazoa; Arthropoda; Insecta; Diptera; Drosophilidae
Exons: 4
Coding region: 1-2592 (863 amino acids)
Source: RefSeq, a predicted model, not a curated record